Trematosphaeria pertusa is the source of this 1587-nucleotide messenger RNA. RefSeq lists its product as uncharacterized. The transcript is spliced from 7 exons. Bases 90 to 1463 code for a protein of 457 amino acids. The record is from RefSeq and is a predicted model, not a curated record. NCBI's taxonomy places the organism in Eukaryota, Fungi, Ascomycota, Dothideomycetes, Pleosporales, Trematosphaeriaceae.
CGCCGUCGACUUGGUCAAUGUCUCUGUCGAUGCCGGCGCUCAGGGGCCGCUGAUGCCAGACAUGGUUGUUCAAGACUUGGCUGAAACCGAUGGUUCGAAUUCUACAACAACGGACACCCUACUCAAUGAUUCAAGCUGCCCUUCCCCAAGCCCUGCGGGUUCAAGCUGGGGUCUGCAAGCCUGCCGUCAGAACCAAGCGGACCUCUUUCAAUACAGCGUCUAUUAGAGCCGAGACGAGCCUGACGCGAACUCUGAACUCGUGCGUCAGGUGCAGGUUCGUUCGAAACAGGUGCUCUCCCAACCCACAUGACCUUGAUGGGCCGUGCCUUACCUGCAUGAGAACGGUUCCCAAGAUGGCAAGGCUUCCAUGCCUCAGGUACAAGAUCACAGAGAGCAACCUCUACCGGACCGCCUUCCAGCACUUUGAGUUCUUCAGGCUACAUCUGAUGGUUGGUCCCACCUACGGUGAUUUCUACAUCAAACGGCAGUGGACGCAGAGCGAGACGAAGGUCCUAGAAUUCGCGCAGGACAGCAACAUCGUCCUCAAACUGAGGGUGCGGGAGUUUAUGCCCACCGCUGAGGAGCUCCUGUCUGACGACACGAGGGGCAACAAGAUGUACGGCAUCCCGUGGGCGAUCGCCGACCCGGACGAGGCGACGAGGGCUGUGAACCUCUACAUUGAUCGCUGCGUUGAGGCGUACCUGAACACCAUUCUGGACGACUCUAAUCAUCUCGUAUGGGAUGUCUUUCACUGGGCUAUGAGGCUCUCGGUGUUCCCCGAACCAAACAAACUCUUAUCCAACGUGAUUCGCCUUUGGGUGGCAUGUCGAUUCCUCGAGGGCCGCUGGCGGUGCUCGGGAGGGGACACUCUCGGCGCGGAGGGCCUCUCGCACCGCUACGGCAGGAACCCCAUCGUCCAAGUGCCACCAUUCAUCAACUACCAGAUGGCCGCCGUCUUCACGGAGCGGAUCCUGCAGCCACUGCGCAUCACGGUCCUGAAGCGGCUCCAGGACGUGAUUUUAGCCAACAAGGCGAGCAACUGGUUCGUAAUUUCUCUGAGCGUGUUCAUCCUGCUGCACAACUGCGAGCUGCAGUGCCGGUUCCAUAGGGCUUUCGCAAAGCGGCGUGGAUUUCCGGUGCGAUUCGUAGAAAUGCCCAUCAUCCGGGCUAUACACUCUAGCGCAAAGACGAUCCUCGCCCACUUCCACUACAUCUGUAAGGGCCAGCGGCCGUUCUCCCCAGACUCCAACUGGGACUCCCCCGAGAUGAAGAGGAUGGCGCAGCUCGACGACGAGCAGAUCCGCUUCCUGAAGCAAUACCAGAAUCUGGUCCGGCAGAAAGCCGCCGUAAUGCAGGCUGUUAGUCUGACCCACGAUUAUGAAGAGGGAUACUGGUUCAUUGCGCAAAUCUUUGAUCCCGACUGGGUGCCGAGACAAACCAACGAACACUCGCUGCCGGCUUAGCCUAUCCGGGCAGAUUGACCGAUUUGCGUGGGCUGCCCGUGGUGAUAACUUGUCAGCUUGAUUUCAUGGGGGACGCGAGGUUGUGCAGGUGCCGAAUGACAGGCAUGAACAGGCACCAUUGAAU